Molecule: messenger RNA, 1616 nt
Organism: Saimiri boliviensis boliviensis (Bolivian squirrel monkey)
Lineage: Eukaryota; Metazoa; Chordata; Mammalia; Primates; Cebidae
Gene: UPB1
Product: beta-ureidopropionase 1
Molecular function (GO): beta-ureidopropionase activity
Source: RefSeq, a predicted model, not a curated record
GUGUGCUGGGGAGGCGACAAGAGCACGUGUUCCGGCUGGCACGUGCUGAGGGCACGUGCAAAGGACCAGGGGCGGGCCCACUCGCGAAGCCCUGGAGGGCAGAUUGGCUACUCCAGGAAGGGGGCGUGUCCCCACGUGAGCUGUCAGGGAGCAGGAGUGGGAGAUAGAGGCGAGGGCGCCUGCGCAGUCCUGGCCUGGCCACGUCCUCCCACUGGGUGCAAAGGGCAGGCAGUUCGUGCGCGGACAUCGGCCCUGGCUGAGUGUGGCCAUGGCGGGUGCUGAGUGGACAUCGCUGGAGGAAUCCUUGGAGAAGCACCUCCCGCUCCUAGACUUGCAAGAGGUGAAGCGUGUUCUCUACGGCAAGGAGCUCAGGAAGCUUGAUCUGCCCAGGGAAGCUUUCGAAGCCGCCUCCAGAGAAGACUUUGAACUGCAGGGAUAUGCCUUUGAAGCGGCGCAAGAGCAGCUGAGACAACCCCGCACCGUGCAUGUGGGGCUGGUUCAGAACAGAACCCCCCUCCCCACGGAUGCUCCUGUGGCACAACAGGUCUCUGCCGUUCAUAAACGCAUCAAGUCUAUCGUAGAGGUGGCUGCAAUGUGUGGCGUCAACAUCAUCUGUUUCCAGGAAGCGUGGACGAUGCCCUUUGCCUUCUGUACGAGAGAGAAGCUUCCUUGGACAGAAUUUGCUGAGUCAGCAGAAGACGGGCCCACCACCAAAUUCUGUCAGAAGCUGGCAAAGAACCAUAACAUGGUGGUGGUGUCUCCCAUCCUGGAACGCGACAGGGAGCAUGGGGACGUUUUGUGGAAUACAGCCGUGGUGAUCUCCAAUUCUGGAGCAGUCCUGGGAAAGACUAGGAAGAACCACAUCCCCAGAGUGGGUGAUUUCAACGAGUCCACUUACUACAUGGAAGGAAACCUGGGCCACCCCGUGUUCCAGACACAGUUUGGAAGGAUUGCGGUGAACAUUUGCUACGGGCGGCACCACCCCCUCAACUGGCUGAUGUACAGCCUCAACGGGGCCGAGAUCAUCUUCAACCCAUCGGCCACCAUUGGAGCACUCAGCGAGUCCAUGUGGCCCAUCGAGGCCAGAAAUGCAGCUAUUGCCAAUCACUGCUUCACCUGUGCUAUCAAUCGCGUCGGCACGGAGCACUUCACGAACGAGUUUACCUCUGGAGAUGGAAAGAAAGCUCACAAGGACUUUGGCUACUUCUAUGGCUCGAGCUAUGUGGCAGCCCCUGACAGCAGCCGGACUCCUGGGCUGUCCCGUACCCGGGAUGGACUGCUGGUUGCCAAGCUCGACCUAAACCUCUGCCAGCAGGUGAAUGAUGUCUGGAACUUCAAGAUGACGGGCAGAUAUGAGAUGUAUGCACGGGAGCUCACCGAAGCUGCCAAGCCCAACUACAGCCCCACCAUUGUGAAAGAGUAGCUGGCUUCAGUGCCUGCCUUGGGGUGAAGGAGACACCUCUGCCCCAGCAGAUUAGCAAGCGUGGCAGGUUUAACAUAUCCAACAUAUUCCCCAACAACAUUGUCCAGGUCAGCUUUAAAAUGCCCAGGCAGCGGGAGGGUGGCAUGGGGAGUGACUUUUUUUUUUUUUUUUUUUUUGAGAUGGAGUCUUGCUC